AUCCUCACUAACCAGACCAAAACCUGCAAUUUCAUCUUGGUUCUUUGAUUUUCAACCUUCUUUUGCCUCCUCCUUUCUUUUUCUUCUUUCCCUCUCAUCCCCUCUUUUUCCUUCUCUCAAAUCUGGGUUCUCCAAAAAAACCUCGUGGGUUCUUGGAAAGAGAACCCAGAUCUGGGUUCUCUUUGGAGAAGGAUGAUGGAGGAGAGAGAAAAAAAAAGAGGAAGAAAGAGAAAUAAGAUAAUGGAUGAAGAGGAUGAGGAUGGAGGUGAGGAGGGUUCUUUCUUUGAUUUUCAAUCUUGUUUUCCCCCCUCCUCCUUUCUUUUUCUUCUUCCCAAUGGGUUCUUUUUCAAGAGAACUUGGAUUUGGGUUCUCUUGAAAAACCACGUGGGUUCUUAUGGAGAACCGGGUUCUCUUGGAGGAGAAUAAUGGAGGAGAGAGAAAAAAGAAAGAGGAAGGAGAUAAUGGAUGAAGAGGAUGAGAAUGGAGGUGAGGAGGAAGAUGGAUCUGGCUGGUGCGGACAAUAAACAGCAAAGAAGAGAAAACGAAGAUGAUCCAAAUAAUCUUGAAAGGAAGCAAUUUGCAAAUGCCAUGCUUAAUGCUAUUUACAAAGGGAAUUCUUGGAAAGUAGGAGACUUACUUCAAAACAAGCCAGAUGCAAUAUCUACAACAUUUGAAAAGGGGCAAACUGCUCUUCAGAUUGCAAUUACUGCUGGUCAGCUAAUGGUUGCUACGGUAUUGAUUACUAUUGCUAGUGAAGCAAACAUAGACCACUUGAGGACACCAGAUGAGAAUGGCAACACAGCUCUUUCCUUUGCUGCUCGUAGUGGGAUGAUGGAAAUUGCAAAAUGCUUGAUUGAAAAGAAAAAGGACUUGCUUACUAUCGCAAAUGGCGACAAAAUGCUCCCGGUUCAAUUGGCGUGCAGGGCAGGCCAUGAGGACAUGACUCGCUACCUCUACCGCAAUACCAUGCAGCAAGAAUGUCUAGAUGGAGACUAUGGUUUCUACCUCCUCGAAGAGUGUAUAAGUACAAGAGUGGAGGUGGAUAAAGCACGUGUUCUAUCUGAUGGUGUUGGCAGUGUUGCAGCCCAACGAAGAGCUUUGGAUGAGGGUGAAUUUGUGCAAAGUGGAGCAGUGGAAGCAACCUUUCAAGCUAUCAAGAAUGGCAUCCCUGAGAUUGCAAUUGCAAUUGCAAAAGUUAAUACAAAUAUAUUAUGGAACCGUACUGAUCCUGAAGAUUCAAGGAACAUGUUUGCAUGUGCUAUAGCAAAUCGUCAAGAGAAAGUGGCACAAUUUCUUUAUGAAUUUAAUGCAAGAAUUAGUACAAAUAUAGUUUUUACCGACGUUCGAGAUGGAAACAAUUUAUUACAUUUAGCAGCAAAGUUAGCACCUCGUUCUCACCUUGAUUACAUCUCAGGUGCAGCUUUGCAGUUGCAAAGUGAACUACGCUGGUUCCAGGCAGUGAAAGGCAUUGUUCCACAGUUCUACAACCAUCAAAAAAAUCAUGGUGGUGAAACUCCUUCCCAAAAGAAUGGUGGUGAAGCUCCUUCCCAAAAGAGAGGUGGUGAAACUCCUUCCGAAGUGUUUGUUAAGGAACACGAGCCGUUGCUAAAAGAAGCGGAAGAAUGGUUGAAGAAAACAGCUGAAUCUUCUACAGUCGUAGGUGCUCUAAUCAUUACAAUUAUGUUUGCUGUGGCUUUUACUGUUCCUGGUGGGAAUGAUCAAAAUACAGGCUUCCCAAUAUUUUUGAACAAAACAGCAGACUCUUCUACAGUAUCUUCUCCAACCGUGCCAUUCAUGAUAUUUAUAGCAUCAGAUGCAAUUUCUCUUUUUGCUGCAUCUAGUUCGGUGCUAAUGUUUUUGGGGAUUCUUACUUCACGUUAUGCUUAUAAAGAUUUCCUUAAAUCCUUACCCGUGAAGUUGAUUGUUGGCAUAUCUUCACUCUUCAUCUCUAUUGCAGCAAUGAUGGUAGCAUUUUGUGUUGCUCUUUUCAUUAUGCUACAAGGUCGAUUGUGGAUAACCAUACCAGUAACUUUGUUUGCUGGUGUUCCAGUCAUUAUCUUUGUAUUGUUGCAGUUUCCUUUUCUCAUUGAGCUUUAUACUUCCACUUUUAGACGAGGCAUCUUUGAUGGGAAAUGGACCGGUUUGGGAAAGGAAGAGAUGGAGUCACUCCAACAAUAGGUUCUGUCUCUCUAAACUUGAUUCCAAUCUAAAAAGGCUUUAGCUCCAGUAACUCAAAGAUAGAUGUUCUGUCAUUUUAAGUCUAGUAAUUAUACGAGUGUGCUCUAUGUGUAUUGAAACUGCAAGAAACAUUUGGUGGGUGUGUAUUCUUUAAAGAUUUCAUGUACUUUUGUAAGUGCCAAACUCUUUCUGCAAUCAAAGAUUUAUGUGAAU
Messenger RNA from Rubroshorea leprosula, 2391 nucleotides. Lineage: Eukaryota; Viridiplantae; Streptophyta; Magnoliopsida; Malvales; Dipterocarpaceae. The record is from the annotation of a GenBank genome assembly.